Messenger RNA from Neoarthrinium moseri, 834 nucleotides. RefSeq lists its product as uncharacterized. Lineage: Eukaryota; Fungi; Ascomycota; Sordariomycetes; Amphisphaeriales; Apiosporaceae. Gene Ontology annotation, biological process: translation. Bases 1 to 834 code for a protein of 277 amino acids. Gene Ontology annotation, cellular component: ribosome; cytosolic large ribosomal subunit. The transcript has 4 exons. The record is from RefSeq and is a predicted model, not a curated record. Gene Ontology annotation, molecular function: RNA binding; structural constituent of ribosome.
AUGCGGCUGUUUACCAAAAUUGUGUACAUAAUUCUCUCGGGGACAGGAUUGGUACUGCUCACGGUUAAGCUUCUGCAGACCACAGAUACCCUGCAGCCACCGGAACGGCUGUGGAGUGGGAUCAACGCCUUCCAGUUGCACUGCGCUUGGUUCAUCUUUCGCUACAACAGGGAGCGCGGGAUGUCGACCGAGGUCAUUUCGCUGCUCUUCAUCAACGUGGCCAUGAUGCUGUUGACGCUGGUCACAACAACCUUCAAGAUGGUCAACUUGCGAACCCAGAAGCGCCUGGCCGCCUCGGUCAUCGGCUGCGGCAAGAACAAGAUCUGGCUCGACCCCAACGAGGUCUCCGAGAUCUCCAACGCCAACUCUCGCCAGACCAUCCGCAAGCUCGUCAAGGAUGGCUUGAUCAUCCAGAAGCCCGUCACCAUGCACUCGAGAUCCCGUGCCCGUGAGCUCAACCUCGCCCGCCGCGACGGUCGCCACCGUGGCUUCGGUAAGCGCAAGGGUACUGCCGACGCUCGUAUGCCCCAGCAGGUCCUCUGGAUGCGCCGCCUCCGUGUCCUCCGCCGCCUCCUCGUCAAGUACCGUGCCAGCGGCAAGAUCGACAAGCACCUGUACCACGAGCUCUACCACUCCAGCAAGGGUAACACCUUCAAGCACAAGCGCGCAUUGGUCGAGCACAUCCACCGUGCCAAGGCCGAGAAGGCUCGUGAGACCGCCCUGAAGGAGGAGAUGGACGCCAAGCGCGCCAAGACCAAGGCUGCCCGUGAGCGCAAGCUGGAGAGAGUCAACGCCAAGCGCAAUGCUAUGCUGGGUGAGGACGAGGAGAAAUAA